AUGGCAAAACGAAAACGCGGAGAUCGCUCGAUUGAGGUGGAUCAUCAGGAGCAUAAGAAAUCGAAGCUCACAUCUCCGGUCAAAGACCAUGAUGGUAAACUUGGCGAUGAAGAUGCCGAAGCAAAUCAGAGUAGGCGUGCGGAACGCAAGGCUCAGAAAGCUUUGAAGAAACAGCAAGAGCAGCGUUCUAAAGGCAAUGUAGAAGCAUUGAAAGGAAUUGAAUCCAAAACGCAACGUCAAGAACCUCAAGCCAUUCAGCGUUCAAUCGAAGAUGAUAAACAACCUUCAUCGGAGAGGAAGAGGAAAAACAAGAAGCAGAAGAAGGAGGAGCAGAAGGCGCUGGACUCUGUACCGCAUGAUAGGAGCGCGCAAUUAGAGACAUCUCACCAGGACGGCUGGGUCUCGAGUGUUGCAGGGCACCAAACAGAGACUAGGGAUGACAAGAUGGCGACAGAACAGCUCCAGAAGGAGAAAAGGCAAAUCAGGAAGGAGCAAAUGCAAGCCUCGACAGCCUCAGAUGAUGUUCUUGUGGACGAUACUCAAGCCAAAGCAAAAGCACGAAUGAAAAAUGGGAGUCAAAUCCACGACGAAUCAGAUCUACGCAGACGCAAGGAGAAGAAGCUACACAACGCUGUUCAGGAAAAGAAUCCAGCGAAUGUCCAAGCGACUCCACUUCCGCAAGGCCUACAGACAUCCUCUUCUCUAAUAAGACUGAAUGAGGAGGAGAGGCGGAAACUGUCAGAUGACGAACAGAAGAGAAGUUUACAGACUGUGGCUGCAAACAAAGAAGCCCCAAGUUGGAAGCUGUCUCCACCCACUGGAGGUCAAAUGCUUGACUUGGAUCCGACAUUCUCUCUGGACCAAGAGUACCUUUUCAUACCCUUUCAAGCCUACGUUGCCGUCUACGCUACCUCAACAUCACUGCUGCUGCGAAAGCUCCAUAUAGAUCAAGGGCAACGAAUCGCAUCUGUCGCGUUGUGUGAUUCCACCCCUGACAGGCUAUACAUUGCCUUAAGUUCAGGUUCUAUUGAGGCUUGGGAUUGGUCAGAGGGCAGACGUAUCUCUUCCAAGCAGACACAGCACGAAACUACCCACAUCUCACUGGUCACGCAGGAUGACGUGGACAUAGAUGCGGUCGUCUUUGCUGUUCAGAAGUUGGAAUCAAACCAAAAAUGGCAGCUGUCGUCAUACGUCUGGAAUUGCUCCGAAGGGGAGAGCAAUAUCGAAGAGAUGCAAACACUCUACACUUCAGAGACUCCCUUGACCUCACUUCAGCCUUUGCAUAAGGGUAGACACAUCAUUCUCACCUCGGGACAUGAUUUGAUUAUCGGUGCUCCCUCCAAGGAUUCUGAUUCGCAACGUAUGCACCACAAAUGGCGUAUCAUGGCAUGUCCUGAAUGGAUUGUCAGCAUCGAUACAAGAGCCUCUCCUCUUAAUUCUGAUCAACAGGCUAGAUCUCAUCAAUCACGGAACUACCCACCGAUUGACGUGGCUAUCGGGGGUCUGAAAGGAAGCAUUCACCUCUACAGCAAUAUAUUGCAAAACCUGUUCCAAACGCAGAAGAGCGGCCAGCAGACCAAAAAGACAGGUGAUAUCAUGUCACGCCACCUGCAUUGGCACAGGAGUGCUGUACAUACCGUGAAAUGGUCUCCAGACGGUAAUUACCUCAUCUCUGGCGGUCUGGAAACGGUGCUUGUUAUGUGGCAAUUAGACACGGGUAGCAAGGAUCAGCUCCCGCAUCUUGGUGCUCCGAUAGAGAGUAUUGUUGUGUCGCCAGAUGGAGCUUCUUAUGGGAUUCGUCUGGCCGACAACUCUGCAAUGAUUCUCACGACUAUGGAAAUGAAACCCUCCUUUAGCAUUUCUGGUGUUCAAAUCCAUGGGCACACAAGCCUAAGGCAGAUGAUACCAUCAAUUCAAACCGUCGACAACAGCAAUCAGAUCGAACACCGACGAAGCGAUCUACGUCAUGCUGCAUGCAUCCGUACAACAAAGAUGCAUCAAAUCCUAUUUGCUGUUCCUAGCCACCAAUCUUCUCGGACUUCGCGUUCUCCCCAGAGCUCGUCCUACUUGCAGACUUUUGACAUGACUUCUGGCCACCAGCUGGCCAGGCAAGCACUUACUCGAACGAAUACCACCAAUCUAAACAUGGGGCCCGAGUCAAAUACGAUCGAGGACCCCAAUGUUACACACAUGGCUACUAGUCAGGAUGGAAAAUGGCUUGCGACGGUAGAUGAGUGGAUGCCACCAGCAAGCGAUCUGGAACCUCUGGCUUUCGACAAGGCAAAGUUGCAAGAGGAUACUCUGAUACGCCGGGAGAUUCGUCUCAAGUUCUGGAUUUGGAGCGACAAAGGCAACGUCUGGGAACUUGUCACUAGGGUUGACCAGCCACAUGCGUCGGAGACAGGUAAAGUUCACGAGAGUGGAAGUAUUGUGGCAAUUGCUUCUGAUCCCAGCUCUGCCGCUUUCGCUACCCUCGGCGAGGAUGGUUACUUGAAAGCUUGGAAACCUGUGACCCGCCGUCGCGGUGGUAUCGUUGUAAGAGGCAAAGAUGGGUUGCCGCUUAAAAAUUGGCAUUGUCGGUUUUCCACCGCCAUUGGAUCGACUGGGCAAUCUAAAGAACACAAAAUGGCGGCAAGCUUAACAUAUUCGCCCGAUGGCUCAUUGAUUGCAUUGGGAGUGAAGCAACAGAACGUUUCGCCGAUAUACCUGAUUGACUCAUUGACGGGUAUAAUAGAGAAGGUCCAGACUGGCCUGGCUGCUUCUUCGUUGCAUGGCCUCGGCAUCAUCGAUAGAUACCUCAUCGUCCUCUCAAAACAACUUAUCGUUUGGGAUCUUGUCAACGACAAGCAAGAAUAUGCCACCUCGUUGAAAUUUCAUCAGUCUUCCCCAGCUGAUCAAGCAAUUCACACCCAUCUAGCCAUCAACCUCAAGCAUAACACUUUCUCCAUCGCAAUUCCACAAUCAGCUUCCAGUGGCCAGAAGAAAAGUCUGAAAGCGCAAGUCGCCAUCUUCGACGUCAGUAGCCCAAAUCCCCUCUUCAUCAGCUCUCUACAGAAUCCAGUAACCGCACUCCUGCCCGCUGUAGGUCAAAAAGGCUACUACAUCGUCGACACCGCCGCAGAGAUCACCACCUUGAGCCCGAUCCAGGCUCCAAUAAUGCAGAUUGAGCCACCAAAAGCCGAGCUCAAACCUCGGAAGGGCCUGAGUGAUAUACUCGGUAAAGGAAACGCGAAGAGACCGUUGAUAUCAAUGGAUGAGAACUCAGAAACUGAUGGGAAGAAUGCCGUCAAUGUCACGCCCCAACAGCUGGCAGCAAUCUUUGAUCAAGGGCCUGCGUAUGCAUUACCGCCUGUACAGCAGCUGUUUGAGCAGGUAGCGGAUCUGAUAAUUGGGCGGAAGCCGAUAGCAACGGCUUCAAUUGAACCACAGUAG
Messenger RNA from Bacidia gigantensis, 3432 nucleotides. RefSeq lists its product as uncharacterized. Gene Ontology annotation, molecular function: RNA binding; protein binding. The transcript is spliced from 2 exons. Lineage: Eukaryota; Fungi; Ascomycota; Lecanoromycetes; Lecanorales; Ramalinaceae. Gene Ontology annotation, cellular component: nucleolus. The coding region runs from base 1 to 3432 and encodes 1143 amino acids. The record is from RefSeq and is a predicted model, not a curated record. Gene Ontology annotation, biological process: positive regulation of rRNA processing; positive regulation of transcription by RNA polymerase I.